Molecule: messenger RNA, 1140 nt
Organism: Micromonas commoda
Lineage: Eukaryota; Viridiplantae; Chlorophyta; Mamiellophyceae; Mamiellales; Mamiellaceae
Gene: RBC
Product: ribulose bisphosphate carboxylase-like protein
Exons: 1
Biological process (GO): carbon fixation
Molecular function (GO): magnesium ion binding; ribulose-bisphosphate carboxylase activity
Source: RefSeq, a predicted model, not a curated record
AUGCCGCACUUUCGCGUCACCUAUCAGGUGUCCGCGCCGGAUGAGAAGGGCGCACGGGACAUCGUAGAUGCGCUGUGCCUGGAGCAAACCGUGGAGCUCCCCGAGUCUCUCGUGCCUCCUGGGACCUGGAUCAACGAGCACGUGGUGGGCAAGUGCGAGUCCCUCAGACGAUGCGCGAAGCAGCCGCAGUUUGAGGGUAAGGAUGAGAAGGACAUCCGAUGGGAGGCUGUGGUGCGUUACGCCGACGAUACCUCCGGCGGCGAGCUGCCGCAGCUCCUUAACGUGAUUUUCGGCAACACCUCGAUCAAGGAGAACGUCAAGGUGGAGGAUCUCGAGCUGUCUCCCACGCUGAUGGGCAAGUUCCUCGGGCCUAGGUUCGGCACGAAGGGACUGCGCGAGCUCCUGGGUGUUCCUAAGGGCCCGAUGCUCAUGACUGCGCUCAAGCCCAUGGGAACCAGCGUGGCGAAGCUCGCGGAGAUGGCUUACGCGUUCGCCAAGGGGGGCAUCGACAUCAUAAAGGAUGACCACGGUUUGGCCAACCAGCGAUACGCGCCCUACGAGGAGCGCGUGAGGGCGUGCGCCGCGGCGGUGCGCCGGGCCAACGCCGAGACUGGGCGUAAGUGCGUCUACGCCCCCUGCCUCAACGCCCCCGCGCACCUGGUCGUGCAGCGCGCCAGGUUCGCCAAGGCUGCCGGCGCGGGCGCGGUGCUCAUGAUCCCGGGCAUCACCGGCCUCGACACCAUGAGGCACCUCGCCGAGGACCCGGACUUCGGUCUGCCCAUCGUGUGUCACCCGGCGAUUCUCGGCGCGAUGCUCGGCGGCGGUUCGCAGCACGAGUGCCGAGGUUUCUCGCACAAGGUUCUCCUGGGCGUACUACCCCGACUGGCCGGCGCGGACUCGACCAUCUUCCCAUCCUUCGGAGGCCGAUUCGGGUUCAGCGAGCAGGAGUGCGUCGACAUCGCGAAGGGGUGCACCCAGUCCCUGGGCUCCAUGCCCCCGAUCGUGCCCACGCCGGGCGGUGGCAUGACUCUGGAGAAGAUCAAGAAGAUGACCCAGGUGUACACGGAGGACGUGAUGCUCCUCAUCGGCGGCUCGCUCAUCGGCCACUCGCCAGACCUGGUGGCCAACGCCAGGCACUUC